UUAGGCCUUACCUUUGAUGGCCAUAACAGUAUUAAUUUCACUCAGUCCAAUAUUUCCUUACGUUUUUUUCCAGACAUGAUGUUAUGCUGCCACCAUUUUAUCAAACAAAUAAAUCACUUAACAUGAAAGGAGCCUGGAGGCUCCAUUUGCAGCCAGUGGAAGCUGAUAACUUAGAAUCAACGACCUAAUGAAAUAAUCUCUUUAAUUAAAACUUUGUUAGUCAGAAUAUGCCCCAGGUGCCAGGUUGGAUACAAGUUAACAAUAUUUGUUUAUUUUCGGAAAGGGCUUUUUCAGGUUAUGGAAUCUUUAGUUAGAUAAUUAAUGUCUGGCAUCAUAAAAGGUCAACUGCUGCCUCUGUACCCUAAUUACACUAGACUCUAUCAAUCUGUUACAUGGCUUUGAUGAGAACAUUGAUUUUCUGGAGAGAAUAAGGUUAUUGGAAUUCCUGCUUUGCUGUUGCAUGCUUGCAUUCCAUGAUUGAAAGAAAUUAGUAGAAUACACAUUGGAAGAUAUUCAGGAUUUUUGAGGAAUUCUGUUUCGAGGGGAUUGGUCCAUCAUGCCCCAUACCACAUGCUAGAGACGUGUUCAUAAUGAAAGGUUCAGAAGUCAACUGAAAUGUAGAGAUGAAAUGACAAAGAUCUUGUGGCAGGGAUUACUUACAAACUAGACCAUUGACGUUGACCAAUAACUACAGCCAUUUCAGUUUGAAGGUUUCAACUAUGGAGGCUUUUACUAAUAGAUUGAAGCCACUUGCAGGUGAUCAAUUAUCUCAACACAACUGGCGGGUUUGGAAGUUGCAUUGAAAUUGAAUAUUCUAUAGAUCAAAAGUUAGGCUCUUGAAUUAAUUUGGAUGUAUCUGUUCUACUCUGAACCAGGUGGCAGUACAGAAAGAAUCUAUUAACCAUUUUAUGAUAAACCUUGAGUCUCUGCUCUUCUAUACGAAGCACGUUUAGCUUUUUAUCUAUGGAUUUCAUUACCCCUCUGAUCAGUAUAAUUGACAGAUUAUGCACAGCCACGGCCUCUCGGGCAUGCCGUGUUAUCAAUUUGGACAGAAGCAUGCACUACUUGACUGCAGAACUAAAUGAACUGAUGGACAAGAGAGAUGACUUGACGACUCGUCUCGAGCGAGCUGAGCUGGAUGGAUCAAGACGAACAAAUGAAGUGCAGAGGUGGCUGGCAAGAGUAGAAGUUAUCGAAGCUGAAGCUGCCUCCAUUAUGGAGAAUUUCCGACAGAGUAGGCAAGGGUUGGGGUGCUUCAAUCCAAGUUGUUGUUCGAAAUACAAUAUGAGCACGGAAAUGAUAGAGAAGCUGCAGGAUAUAAGUGAACUGAAGGGAAAAGGAAACUUUGAGAGACUGGUGACUGAGCCACGUCCUGCUCCUGUAGAAGAGAAACCGUGUAAGCCUGCAAUUGGCAUUGGUGUGAUGUUAGACAAGGUGUGGGAGUUUCUUGAGGAGGAAAAAGUGGGAAUUAUUGCAUUAUAUGGAAUGGGUGGAGUUGGGAAAACUACCCUUCUAAAGACCAUCAAUAAUGCAUUUCUUUCCAACGAUCACAAUUUUGAUGUGGUAAUAUGGGUCUUGGUCUCUAAGGAAUUUGUUGUUAGUAAGAUCCAACAGUCCAUUGUGGCCAGGCUAGGGUUGCCAUGGGCAGAUAGUGAAGCCCAUGAACUCCUAACUUCAAAGAUUUACAAUGUUUUGAAAAAGAAGAGGUUCCUUCUAUUGUUUGAUGAUGUUUGGGAGGGAAUUGAUCUGGGGGAUAUUGGGAUUCCUCUUCCUGAUGAUGAAAAUAAAUGCAAGCUGAUAUUUACAACGCGAUCCAUGGAUGUGUGUAGCGACAUGGAUGCUCAUAGGAAGCUCAAAGUGGAACUUUUGAACGAUGAGAAAUCAUGGCAAUUGUUCUGUGAGAAGGUUGGAAGAAUGGAUGUUUUAGAGUCACCACCUAUUAGAACUUAUGCCAAGACAAUUGUCCGAAAAUGUGGAGGUUUACCACUUGCCUUGAUCACGGUUGGUAGAGCCAUGGCCAAUAAGGAGACUGAAGAGGAAUGGAAGUAUGCAAUUGAAUUACUCAACAAAUCUCCAUCAGAAUUUCGAGGUAUGGAAGAUGUAUUUACCCUCCUAAAGUUUAGCUAUGACAAUUUAGAGAAUGAAACUGCAAAAAUGUGCUUUUUGUAUUGUUCUCUAUUCCCUCAAAGCUAUUCUAUUGAGAAAGAACAGCUAGUGGAGUACUGGAUUGCAGAAGGAUUUUUGGACCGUUCCUAUGACAGCAAUGCCUAUAAUAAAGGGUAUGCUGCCAUUGGGUCCCUGAAAGUUGCGUUCUUACUGGAAACAGGCGAAGAAGAAACCCAAGUAAAGAUGAAUGACGUUAUCCGAAGUUUUGCCUUAUGGAUAGCUUCUGGAUGUGGGGUAAACAAGGGAAAUUUUUUUGUGGAGGCAAGCUUGGGCCUUACUGAAGCACCUGGUGUUAAAAACUGGGAAGGAGCACAAAGAGUUUCUUUGUUAGACAAUGCAAUCACAAGACUAGAAGAAGUACCGAUGUGCCCAAAUCUGUUGACACUGCUGCUUCAGUGGAAUAAUUGUCUGAAUCGUAUACCAGAUGUCUUUUUUCAAUCCAUGUCUGCUCUUAGACUCCUGGAUUUGUCCUUUACAAGCAUCAGAAGGAUCCCGGUGAGUAUCGGUCAAUUACUAGAGUUGCGUCAUCUUAAUUUAACAGCUACAAAGAUAACCAUGUUGCCUAAGGAGCUUGGAAGUUUAGCAAAGCUGGUCCACUUGAAUCUCUUGCGCACAUACUCUCUUCGAACGAUUCCACGUGAGGCUAUAUCUGGACUUUCAAAGUUGGUGGUCUUGAACUUGUACUACAGUUAUGAGCGUUGGAAAAUUCAGAAUUCUAACUGUGAAGAUGAAGUUGGAUUCGAGGUAUUGGAGACCUUGACACAACUUCGCUUCCUCGGUUUAACCAUUUCCACGGUAACCUCACUGCAUAGACUCUCUGGCAUUAGAAGUUUAGUCAAAUGUAUACAGUAUUUAUUCAUAAAGGAAUGUGAAGGUUUACAUCAAUUAGAAUUAUCAACUUUGGGUUAUGGUAAACUAUUGAGAAGACUUAGCAUCAAUGACUGUAAUGAAUUAAAAUACUUGGUAGUGGAAGGUGAGGCUGGAGAAAAUUGGCUACCCAAUCUGGAGGUUCUAGCCUUGUAUGGCCUGCCUACCCUAAUUUCGGUGUGGAAAACCCCACCGAGAGAAGCAAGCCUGCAAAAUCUGCGCUUGUUGAAUAUCUGGUAUUGUCAUAGGCUGAAGAAUGUUUCAUGGAUAUCAUUACUUCCAAGGUUAGAAGCAAUUUACUUGUUCUACUGCAAAGCGCUGGAAGCACUGGUAAGCGAAGACGAGAAACUAGAGCCCGAUUCAAAGUCAUUUUCAAGGCUCAAAACUAUAUCCAUCCGCGACCUCCCUGCAUUGAGGAUCAUUACACCAUUGGCAUUAAAUUUCUCCUGCUUGAAGAACAUCGCAGUGAUUGAUUGCCCGAAGCUGAAGAAACUAUCAAUCAGAACAGCUCAUAAUUCUACAACCCUUCCAACAGUGCACUGUAGUAAGGAUUGGUGGGAAGGUCUAGAAUGGGAGGAAGUCAACACCAAAAAUGCUUUUCUUACCAACUUCACAUCAAAUUGAUGUAGCAUCAACAUGUACCUUUUGUCAUAUUAUUCGGUACGUCCUGCUUAACUGUUUAUAUGGAACUUCAUUGUAUAACCAGUUCUUCAUGUUCCUACACUUUUGUCUUGUACAAAUGUUGGCCAAAUUGUAGACUCUCAAUUUUAAAUGUAUGGCUGCAAAUCUUCUCAAGAA
Gossypium raimondii (Peruvian cotton) is the source of this 3831-nucleotide messenger RNA. Its product is annotated as disease resistance protein RPS2. The transcript has a single exon. Gene Ontology annotation, molecular function: protein binding; ADP binding. The record is from RefSeq and is a predicted model, not a curated record. Lineage: Eukaryota; Viridiplantae; Streptophyta; Magnoliopsida; Malvales; Malvaceae. The coding region runs from base 964 to 3657 and encodes 897 amino acids.